AUGGAUCUGAGUCUACAAGAAAUUCUAGAAGAUUUAUCCAGUGUUGACAUGCCGUCCAUCAUACCAAAUUUCAAUUCCAUAUUGGAUGAUCUUCGACGAUUUGAUAUUCCAACACCGGAGUCGUCACCUAACAGUUACGAUGGAAUGUCGAGCGCAACGUCACCCAGGGAACAACAAUACGUUACGUUGACACCCCCGCAAAGUCCUUUGGAAAUCUACGAUGCAGCAGCUGUGAUACCAGGAAUUGAGGAUGUUACAAUCUGGCAAGAUUCCGGAAACUCGAGUAUGGGAAGUUAUGCUACGACGACAACAGAGGAGCCCUACGGACAGGAUGUUACACAUCAACCGAGUAUCAUCGAGUAUUUUUCAUCAUUUGCACAAGAGAUUUCGUCGUCGUGCGAUGUGACUCAGGAACCUAUUUACAUAACCUGGUCAGUUGUUUUGCCAGUCGAAGAGGCUCCACCAGUUUCGGCCACAUCACAAACUCAACAACUCAUCGAAGUGCCCCAGAAUGAGCUGCAGAGUAAACCGCAAAGGACGGCCCACAUUACCUACGGUACUGAAUUAUACUGUAAGCAGUGCAAUAAGGAAUUCGGCCGCAAGGGGAGUCUUCAACAGCAUAUCCGCAGGUUUCAUGCCAGCGAACGGCCAUUUCGAUGUGGAACCUGUGGCAAGAGAUUUGUGACCGAGGAACAGUUAGCAAAACAUAAGCUGAGGCAUGAUCCCAAAAAUAGGCAAUUUCCCUGCCCGCAAUGCGAGAAGUCCUACGCUCAUGUGAAGGACCGCGACCGACACUUUGACGCCCAUCAUGGAACGCCAGCUCAUCAGUGCAAGUACUGUGGGAAGCGUUUCACACGUCGGGAUCACUUGUUGGCUCACGAGCAGGCUCAUGAAAAGCAGGGUUUGAUGGAGUUGCAACGUGGUCGCCGUCGUCGGAAGGUGCCUGGCGGCAAUGGAGUGCUUAUGCCAAUAGAUGUAUGA
Molecule: messenger RNA, 981 nt
Organism: Wyeomyia smithii (pitcher-plant mosquito)
Lineage: Eukaryota; Metazoa; Arthropoda; Insecta; Diptera; Culicidae
Product: zinc finger protein OBI1-like
Exons: 1
Coding region: 1-981 (326 amino acids)
Biological process (GO): regulation of transcription by RNA polymerase II
Molecular function (GO): RNA polymerase II cis-regulatory region sequence-specific DNA binding; DNA-binding transcription factor activity
Source: RefSeq, a predicted model, not a curated record